CCUAACGACAUAGUACAGAACGGCCUGUUAAGUGAGAUUAAGGCGCUUCAUGACCUUUCUGGACUUCUUCGACGGGAUGGCCAAUCAAUAGAUCAUACUUUUGGUGUGUUCCAAUCCAUCGGAUUUAAGGAGUUCCAAGAUUACCUUUUGUCUCCUACGGAUGGUCUCUUCAAGGACGGAGUUGUCUCAACGAAACGGGCGACUCAAAAAUAUGCGACCUAUCAACUCAAAUGGAUUAGGCGAAAAUUACUCCCUCUGGUUCUUAAUGUCCCAGACGCCCAUACGUACGUUCUGGAUACAAGUGAGAAGAAGGCCAUCGAUCUCACUAACAGGUUUCUACGGCAUGACGAGCUUCCAACCCCCGGAGAUGUCGAAUCAAUAGCCGACGCAUUGCUGAAUGAAUCGCAAUCAUUGAGCAAGUAUGUGACUCCUCUUGAGAUGGUAACAAUAUCUUACCUCCAAAGACCCUCUGAUGCAUUGCUAGCCCAUAGAAAGGUCACCUGUGAAUUGUGCAGUGUCAACACAAACGAGCCUUUCUUGGUGAAUGCUGAGGAAUGGCCACAGCACCUGAAGAGCAAGG
Acaulospora colombiana is the source of this 580-nucleotide messenger RNA. The record is from the annotation of a GenBank genome assembly. Lineage: Eukaryota; Fungi; Glomeromycota; Glomeromycetes; Diversisporales; Acaulosporaceae.